Molecule: messenger RNA, 1579 nt
Organism: Cephus cinctus (wheat stem sawfly)
Lineage: Eukaryota; Metazoa; Arthropoda; Insecta; Hymenoptera; Cephidae
Gene: wuho
Product: tRNA (guanine-N(7)-)-methyltransferase non-catalytic subunit wdr4
Exons: 1
Coding region: 212-1375 (387 amino acids)
Biological process (GO): RNA (guanine-N7)-methylation
Cellular component (GO): nucleus; tRNA methyltransferase complex; cytosol
Molecular function (GO): protein binding; tRNA (guanine(46)-N7)-methyltransferase activity
Source: RefSeq, a predicted model, not a curated record
CUGUCAAUACCUAUAGUCUAAACGGAAAUUUCGAUAAAUUAGGUAUAUUCAUCUUUCCGGUCAGAGAGGGACAUCUGUGAAUUGAUAUCUUCAAUCAACUCUUCUUAAUUGUUAGCUAGCAGCGUGUCAUAUUGGCAAACAGCAAGGAAUUGUUUAUUUCUACCUUUGUUUUAAAUGUUUUAUAGCAAAAGAACUUUUGAAUAAUUAUAUCAUGAGCUUCUCAGUGUUCGACUCAGACGUUGUUUUAUGCAGCGGUGAAAAUGUAUUAACAUACAACUUACUAGACGACAAAGAAAGUGUUAUUGUCCUACCUAAAUUACAAUUCAAGAAGGAAGUCAAUUUUCAUAAUAAUGUUGAACUGGAUCUUUAUCAUGCGACUACCAAUGUGUCGUUUUCAAAAAAUGGGGAAUACUUUCUGAUUUGUACAAAUCGAAAACAGCUAUGUCUGUACAAAAGGAAGACACGAGAACUUGUAUCGAACAGGUGUUUGGUUAGAGCAGCAAGCAAAGUAAGGUUUUGUCCAAACAAUGAUAUAAUUGUUGCUGAUAAGACUGGAGACGUGUACGUGUUUUCAACAAAUACUCUAGAAGACAAUGGAAGAUUUUUAUUGGGACACUUAUCCAUGUUACUUGAUGUUUUGGUUACUGACGAUCAGAAGUAUGUUAUAACUACUGAUCGUGAUGAGAAGAUCCGUGUUUCGAUGUAUCCAAACAGCUACAAUAUUGCUGCUUAUUGUCUAGGACAUGAGAAGUUUGUAACCAACAUAUGCGAGUUGCCUCAUAAUAAGAAGAUUAUGAUAUCGUGUGGUGGUGAUGGUUUUCUCAAAUUAUGGGACUAUCGAAGUGGAAAGGAAGUUUCUUCUAUUAAACUUUCCAAUAACAUACCAGAAAAUGACAUUGCAAGAUUUACUAAGCAUCUUCAAAGUUGUGAUCUUGAUGAAAAUGUAACAGAAAUACCUGUUAAACAUUUAAGAGCAACAAAGCUGAAUGAGACGGAUUCUAUUUUGGCAAUCAGCUUGUACUACAGUAAUAAUAUUCUUAUGUAUAAAGUUUGUGAAACUACACAAAAUCAAUUUAAUAUAACAUACAUAAAUGCAUUUGAUAUAGAGGAUGAACCUUUGGAUUUUAUUUUUUAUAAAACUAACUUAUGGAUUUUGACAAAUCAAGGUUUAAAUAUUUAUGAGACUCAAGGAAACAUUUCACAAAAUGAUAAACUAAACUGUUUGUUAAUGAAAGUCAAUAACUCUUGGAAGAAAUUAAGAAGUAAUGUAAACGAGCAAAGCUUGUUUCCUAUAUUAUAUAAAAGAAAAUAUGAUAAUGUGCAGGAAUAUCAAGAUAGGAAAAAGUCGCGUUUGACAAAAAUUUCUGAAACCUAGGUGGUUGUGUAAAUAUGAAUAUUAAUAAACUGUAAUAACUGUACCUAAUCAUAUGUUGAAUUGUACAUAAUGCUUAUUGGUAUUUAACGUAUGAUCAAAAUGGACGUAAUUCUAUAAUUUGGAAGAAUUAAGGAUCAAGGAUUUGUGUUUUCAUGCGUCCAUAAUUUUUUUGUUAAUUUUCAUAAAUAAAAAACUUAUUGACAC